Molecule: messenger RNA, 1988 nt
Organism: Echinops telfairi (small Madagascar hedgehog)
Lineage: Eukaryota; Metazoa; Chordata; Mammalia; Afrosoricida; Tenrecidae
Gene: ERG
Product: ETS transcription factor ERG
Exons: 10
Coding region: 470-1813 (447 amino acids)
Biological process (GO): cell differentiation; regulation of transcription by RNA polymerase II
Cellular component (GO): nucleus
Molecular function (GO): DNA-binding transcription factor activity, RNA polymerase II-specific; sequence-specific DNA binding
Source: RefSeq, a predicted model, not a curated record
GGACUGCUUUUGCAAAGGCUUUCUGGAGCCCUUCUGAAUUGCCCUGUUCUCUAACUCUCCCUAAUGCCGCCUGGCUGUGUACCGGAGAGGAGGCUGUGGACUUGGAGAGAGAGGAUGGAGGGCAGGGUGACAGAAAGAGAUGGGCUGGUAACUGUCGGGACUUUUUGGAUGCUUCUCGACUGACUCCCUGCCUCAGGGAUGCCAGUCUCCGCAGAAACGAAGAGGUACCCGGCGCACUGCUGUUUGGAAGGGGGCAUGUCAAUGUUGGCUUGGCUUUCGGAGACCUCCCUGCCGGGAGCUGAGAGUUGCUAAAACUCAAACGGUGGUGAUUCGGUUUCUUCGCUUAUGUACUCAUCUCUAAUAAAAGUUCUACGUCCUCCGCGCACGAUGAGAAGCAUUAUCGGUGGUGAGCGAGGACCAGUCGCUAUUUGAGUGUGCCUACGGAACACCGCACCUGGCCAAGACGGAGAUGACCGCAUCCUCUUCCAACGACUAUGGGCAGACGUCGAAGAUGAGUCCACGCGUCCCUCAGCAGGACUGGCUGUCUCAACCCCCAGCCAGGGUUACCAUCAAGAUGGAAUGUAACCCCAACCAGGUGAACGGCUCAAGGAACUCCCCUGAUGAAUGCAGCGUGGCGAAAAGCGGCAAGAUGGUGGGCAGCCCAGACACGGUGGGGAUGAAUUACAGCAGCUACAUGGAGGAGAAGCACAUCCCACCCCCCAACAUGACCACGAACGAGCGCAGAGUUAUCGUCCCGGCAGAUCCUACACUGUGGAGCACAGACCAUGUCCGGCAGUGGCUGGAGUGGGCGGUGAAGGAGUACAGCCUCCCAGACGUGGACAUCUUACUGUUCCAGAAUAUCGACGGGAAGGAACUGUGCAAGAUGACCAAAGACGACUUGCAGCGGCUCACCCCGAGCUACAACGCUGACAUCCUUCUCUCCCAUCUGCACUACCUCAGAGAGACUCCUCUUCCACAUUUGACUUCAGAUGAUGUGGAUAAAGCCUUACAAAACUCUCCGCGGUUAAUGCAUGCUAGAAACACAGGGGGUGCAGCUUUUAUUUUCCCCAAUACUUCAGUAUAUCCCGAAGCUACGCAAAGAAUUACAACUAGGCCAGAUUUACCAUAUGAACCACCCAGGAGGUCAGCCUGGACUGGUCAUGGCCACCCUACACCCCAGUCAAAAGCUGCUCAGCCAUCGCCUUCUACAGUGCCCAAAACGGAAGACCAGCGUCCUCAGUUAGAUCCUUACCAGAUUCUUGGACCAACAAGUAGCCGCCUUGCAAAUCCAGGCAGUGGACAGAUCCAACUCUGGCAGUUCCUCCUGGAGCUGCUCUCUGACAGCUCCAACUCCAACUGCAUCACCUGGGAGGGCACCAACGGCGAGUUCAAGAUGACAGACCCCGACGAGGUGGCCCGGCGGUGGGGAGAACGGAAAAGCAAGCCCAACAUGAACUACGAUAAACUCAGCCGCGCCCUCCGUUACUACUACGACAAGAACAUCAUGACCAAAGUCCACGGGAAGCGCUACGCCUACAAGUUCGACUUCCACGGCAUCGCGCAGGCCCUCCAGCCCCACCCUCCUGAGUCCUCGCUGUACAAGUACCCCUCAGACCUCCCGUACAUGGGCUCCUAUCACACCCACCCCCAGAAGAUGAACUUUGUGGCCCCCCACCCCCCAGCUCUACCCGUCACAUCAUCUAGUUUUUUUGCUGCCCCAAACCCCUACUGGAAUUCACCAACUGGAGGUAUCUACCCUAACACUAGGCUCCCAGCCAGCCAUAUGCCUUCUCACCUGGGCACUUACUACUAGAGACCAGUCGGAGGCCUUUCCCAACAGCAUACAUUCGCCAGCCAAUUGCCACAGACUCUGGGAGAACCUGAAUCAAAGUGCCUCGACAGAAAGGAGAAAGGUUGCGUGGGGCUGGGGAAGGCCCCCGGGGGAGAACUCCCUAGGGCUCUUAGAGGGCGGGAAUCAUUAAGGUUUU